Oreochromis aureus is the source of this 2369-nucleotide messenger RNA. RefSeq names its product STAM-binding protein-like A. Gene Ontology annotation, molecular function: K63-linked deubiquitinase activity; metal-dependent deubiquitinase activity; protein binding. Gene Ontology annotation, cellular component: cleavage furrow; endosome. The transcript has 10 exons. Gene Ontology annotation, biological process: protein K63-linked deubiquitination. NCBI's taxonomy places the organism in Eukaryota, Metazoa, Chordata, Actinopteri, Cichliformes, Cichlidae. The record is from RefSeq and is a predicted model, not a curated record. Bases 171 to 1469 code for a protein of 432 amino acids.
GAAGUUGCUUUGAUUGCGGAAGUGUACAGAUGCUGUUGUAGGCGAAGCUCACUAACAAUCAGCUUUGGGACCGUAAUUUGACCGUGUUUAUUAUCCACUUGUAUGUAGUUCUGUGGGAGCUUCGGGUUCAGGUUUACGGCUCGAUCAGUCUUACAGGUUGAGCUGUCGUGAUGGCCGAUCACACUGAUGUCAGCCUGCAGCCGGAGGAGCGCGUCCGCGCCCUGACCAAGAAGGGCAGCUCGGUGGAGAUUAACGACGACAUGCCCCCACGCCGCUACUUCCGCUCAGGCAUGGAGAUGAUCCGCAUGGCUAACAUCUACACGGAGGAGGGCAACAUCGAGCAUGCCUUUGUCCUUUAUAAUAAAUAUAUUACGCUCUUUAUAGAAAAACUUCCCAAACAUCGGGAUUACAAGACAGCCAACAUUCCUGAGAAAAAGGACACACUAAAGAAACUGAAGGACGUUGCGUUUCCUCAGGCUGAGAUUCUCAAAAAAGCUCUACUGAAAAGAUUUGAACAGGAAUAUGCUCAAUAUCUUGUCAAAAAGAAAGAGGAGGAGGAGGCGUUGGCGCGGGAGCAGUCCAAGCAGCGAGCGCUGGACGCAGAGCGGGAACGUGUGGCUGAGAUGCAACGGCGGCAGCGGGAGCAGGAGCAGUUCAGUGCCUUUGAGGAGAUGAUCCGCCGCCAGGAGUUGGAGAAGGAGCGCCAACGAGUGCUUCUGGAGUUUGCUGCUCCGGCUGAGCCUUCCUCUGACACACCCCUCAUCCCGGGCAUCCAGGGCCCACCGUUAGUUUCCCCUACCUUUCCUCAGAUCCCAGGAGAACUGUCCAACCACCAACAUAACCGCCCUCCCACAUCCAUCGGCACACCCACCACCGGCCCGCCCAGCUUCGACCGCUCACUCAAGCCCGGGUCUCUGGUCAGCCCGGGGAAUAACAAUACAAUGGUGGAUGCCCUUCGGCAGUUGGCUGUUCCCGCUGAGUUGUGCCGGAGCUUUCUGAGGUUGGCUGAGGCCAACACAAGCAGAGCUGUAGAAACUUGUGGCAUCCUAUGUGGCAAACUGACCAGAAAUGCGUUUACUGUGACCCACGUCAUCGUACCAAAGCAGUGCGGCGGACCGGACUAUUGUGACACGGAAAACGAAGAGGAACUCUUCCUCAUACAGGACCAGUAUGAUCUCAUCACGCUCGGCUGGAUACAUACUCACCCCACACAGACAGCCUUCCUGUCCAGCGUCGACCUCCACACGCACUGCUCCUACCAGAUCAUGCUGCCGGAGGCCAUCGCUAUAGUCUGCUCGCCUAAGUUCAACGAAAUUGGCUACUUCAGAUUGACAGAUCGGGGAACAGAUGAGAUUUCCAUAUGUAAACAGAAAGGGUUUCAUCCUCACAGCAAAGAGCCACCUCUAUUUACACACGCUGGACAUGUCACCAUCACUGAUGGCACCGUGUCCAUGAUGGAUUUGCGGUGAUCUCGUUCCUUUUUUUUUCCACCAAAACACUCACAGACUGUUUUAUCAAGCUGGGGAAAAAAACACUCAUUUUUAUUUUCAGGGUGGUUCUGAGCAGAUGCUGGCCGCGAGUUUACCAUAAUUAUGGACCUCGGUUGUUCUCAAAGAGAACAACGCUGCAAACGUUUUUCUUUUUAUUAUGUUUUUUUGUUCUGUUAAGAAGAUAAUCCACAUGUUGUUGCACUUUCCAAACAAGCAACUGCGAUCCAGCUAAAGGACUGGCUCUUGGGGCCCUUUGUUUCUGUCAGUGUGUGGUGUACUUCUUUCCUUUUGUCAUUAAUAAAAAUGUUUGUUCAUCAGUGAGAGACGCAUGUCUGGUAACCCAAACCUUUCUUGCACCAUCGUCAUAUUUUGGUUUCUCCUGAAGGAUAAAGUGCCAAGGAUGAGAACAUAAACUUGUUUUUGAGUUUUUCAGUGUGCAACAUGAAGUCCAGUGUGAAGUUUUUAAUUUAUUCUUUGUUCUUUUAAAUGAGUGAUGAGAGAAGUGAAAGCAAGUUGUAACUCAGGUAUGCAGGCAGUGCUUGUGUUGCUGCGCUGUAUUCUAUUUUUAUACCCCAUCACUCCAGAUCAUCCUCUACCGUUAAAUGUUUCUGUGUGAAGUUUAAAAAUGUCCUUAUUGUUUCUUGGAUAAAGGGUUGGUAGAUCUUUAUCAUGUGUUCACGCUUCAGAGGACAAGUGUGCAAUCUGAAUGUACCUGAAUGCUCCACAUUACAACAUAUUACUAACCACCAGGCCCUGGAUCAUGCCCCUGUAACCAGUUUUUUUUUUUUUUUUGCUCCCUUCUCUUGUUAGAAGAAGUCAAAGAUUAGCCAUAAUUACGAAUUAAUUGCCAAGAAAAGAAUAAACUUGUAGAUGAAUUUA